AUGGAUGUUGGAAAUUCUCAACCGAAAGAAAACCUACAAAAUCUUAAGCAGCCUAAACACGCAAGCUAUGGUAAUACAGAGAAAGUCGAAUUGAGUUCUCUUUUAGAAUCAGAAGGUUUGCAAAGUCAAAUAGCACAACAAAAGAAAGCUUUGGAAGAGAAAUUCAAUGAAGAGGACGAUGAGACUUCAAAUGCGUAUAAACAUCACUUCAUACCGGGACCAUCUUUCAAUUCGAUGACUGAUAUAAUGCCACCUGCACCUCCUUUACCACCACAAUUAAUGGCCAAAUUAUCAGAUAAUGAUACAGACGCACUUUCAAGUAUGUUGAUGUCAUGGUAUAUUAGUGGUUACAUGGUAUAUUACACAGGUUAUUAUCAUGGUUUGAAACAAGCAAGAAACAAUCAAGAGAACAGGAAGAACUGUUGA
Molecule: messenger RNA, 426 nt
Organism: Bombus huntii
Lineage: Eukaryota; Metazoa; Arthropoda; Insecta; Hymenoptera; Apidae
Product: survival motor neuron protein-like
Exons: 5
Coding region: 1-426 (141 amino acids)
Source: RefSeq, a predicted model, not a curated record